AUGGGUGGGUGGGUAGUGACUGGGUCAGUUGUCACAGCAGAUUGGAGAGAUGUAUGCGAGCAACUCCUGGAGAGUGUUCCAGACAUGAUUUAUGGAGCCCGGAUAGAUGUGAAUUGGUUGAAAAGAAAAUUUUGGUGGUCAGACAAGCAUCAGGGGGUGACACAAGCAAUUAUUCGCUCUGCUAUUGACUUUAAGAGGGACCCAUGGCCUAAGGUUUCGGACAAUGCAAAGGACCUUGUAAAGAAAAUGCUUAAUCCUGAUCCAAAGCAGCAUCUUACAAUACAGGAAGUCCUUGAACAUCCAUGGCUACAAAAUGCCAAUAAAGCACUCAACAUUCUGUUGGGUGAUACUGUAAAAGCUAGGCUCAAACAAUUUUCUAUAAUGAACAAGCUGAAGAAGAGAGCUCUAAGGGGCCCUGGUGCUGGAACUAGCUCUGACUUACCUCCUGCAGGUGCAAUUGCUGAUAGUCAGUCAGGUGAAGAGACCAGACCUUCUAGUUGGUCUUUAGCAGAUCCUACACGCAGGAGGCAUUCUGGCCUGAUUGCAAAUUCUAGAAGUUUAGCUAAAUAA
Gossypium arboreum is the source of this 570-nucleotide messenger RNA. RefSeq names its product calcium-dependent protein kinase 2-like. Gene Ontology annotation, molecular function: ATP binding; calmodulin binding; calcium/calmodulin-dependent protein kinase activity. The transcript is spliced from 6 exons. Gene Ontology annotation, biological process: peptidyl-serine phosphorylation; protein autophosphorylation; intracellular signal transduction. Gene Ontology annotation, cellular component: cytoplasm; nucleus. The record is from RefSeq and is a predicted model, not a curated record. NCBI's taxonomy places the organism in Eukaryota, Viridiplantae, Streptophyta, Magnoliopsida, Malvales, Malvaceae. Bases 1 to 570 code for a protein of 189 amino acids.